Oppia nitens is the source of this 4696-nucleotide messenger RNA. RefSeq lists its product as uncharacterized. Gene Ontology annotation, molecular function: cell adhesion molecule binding. The transcript has 14 exons. Gene Ontology annotation, biological process: extracellular matrix organization; cell adhesion. Lineage: Eukaryota; Metazoa; Arthropoda; Arachnida; Sarcoptiformes; Oppiidae. The record is from RefSeq and is a predicted model, not a curated record. Gene Ontology annotation, cellular component: extracellular matrix. Bases 42 to 4658 code for a protein of 1538 amino acids.
AAACUUUGAUUGCUAUUGAUAUUUUGUAAUUGAAAAAAGAGAUGAAUUACAAUAAUUGUGGUUUACGGCGAUUCAAAGCCAAUUGUUAUCAUUAUUUUUAUUUUAUAUCUUUGUUUGUCUACAUUGUAUUGUUUGCACAACUAAUACCAGAAACGAAAGCUGAUCCUCAAACGUUUGACAGCUCAAGAUCUUCGCCACCAAUUGAAGUCAGACGUGCGGAAUCCCAGUUGAGGUCCGGCUAUAAUGUAUCUGAUGUUAGACGGGAUGGAAGGACACGACCGCCCGAUCCAUUGAAACCCAUUGAAUAUAUCUAUAAAACACUUAACGAGAGGGGUCUCAUCAAAAUGUGUUCACUAAUGCAAAAGGCAGACCAACAAGAGCUCAAUAAAUUACUCGGUCAGAACUUUACAUUACUGGCACCGAGUGAUGAGGCAUUUGGACUGAUGCCGGGCUCGCAAUAUGAAGAACUUAUUAGUGAUCCAACAAAACGUAAUGAGUUUAUCAAACAACAUAUAAUACCCGAUCGGCUAAUGUUAAACACUUUCCGGGCAUUUGAUGAACGAGAGCUUAAAAAUGCCAACGGAUUGACACAACAUAUCACUGCCUAUCCAAAUGGGUUUGUAGUAAAUGGCGCCAAUGUAGUUGAUGGUGACAUACAGAUCCCCCGAUCAAACAAUUUGAUACAAGUAGUCGAUAAAGUAUUAUAUCCACAAAAGUCACAAAAUCUAUUGGAAGUACUCGAAGACAAUCCACAUUUGACACAAAUUUCAUCAUUUUUAGCACUUUCGGGAUUAGAUAAAGAGCUAAAGGGUAACGACUCGUUUACAUUUUUUGCACCAAACGAUGAGGCCUUCCGAGCGGUUCCCUGGCCUGUGACACAACAGAUGCUGUCCAACAAUACAUUUCUCAGAUUACUUCUGGCUAAUCAUGUAAUACCUGGCAAACAAUAUGCCACCGGUUUGUCCGGUCAUAAACUGUACUCAAUCGGUGGUAAUGUCUUGAACUUUACUACUAAGACAGUUCAAUCGCAUACUUUAGUUUUAGUCAAUUUAGUACCGAUAAUAGAUAAUGAUAUGAUUGCAAACAAUGGUGUAAUUCAUGUCAUCACACGAAUUAUUUUGCCGAAAGAACUGAUGGAUGACUGUAAAUGUUGGCCAAUGAUUACCACAACUACACCAUUGAAUGAUACAACACCCGCAUCAUUAGAAAACGGAUCGACAACAACACUGGAUCCGUUUAAGGAUAUGUUUAACAUGGAUGAGGAUUUGAAUAAAAUCGACCGACGCUAUGGUUUGGCUCCUCCUCCCCCUCCUUCACGCACACCAAACGGUGAUCACUUUACAUCCACACCGAAACCUAUUUCUUUCAAAACGUUUUGGGACGACAUCUUUGCUACGACGGGCGACACAUCAAACACUACAACAAACGGCACUCAAACACCUGCAGCUAAUCAAACAACAGUUCCCACUUCGACAACAACUCUAAGUCCUAAUAUCACAGAAUUUCCAUUGCUUUGGGAUUUUUUAACAACUGAAUUGCCAGAAGCGGCAAAUCAAACAAGAGAUCAGCGCCUUAACGACAGCUAUAGAAAUCAGAGACAAUACACACCAGGAGUGGUAUACUUGGAUGAGUUGAAUAUCACAACUACAACAUCUAAUGGAAGUGUAAUUAAUGAGACGACUACUGCCGCGCCAAUGACGUGGACACGAGCUUUCUAUAGGCCUGAAAGGAGACGUAAUUUUACCGAAACUGGUGCGGAUAACACCACGGAUAUUACGACCCAAUCCACAACUGUGAGCGCAUUUUAUAGACCAACUUUGAAACCAACUUUAAGACCAACCAACAGAAGGCAUACAUUUACGGCUCAGCCAAACAUCGAAUCUAAUGUUACGUAUGCUCCUUAUGACAGACGAUAUGGUAUUUUGAGGGAUAGGCCGUCAAUCAAUGAAACGGAUGAUGGGUUCGGUAGACGAAACUUGCGAAUACAAGAACCUAUUCAACAAAUAAGAGAUGAGGAACAGUAUGUGGAACAGGAGAUUGAACCACAAAAUCGGACACAAUAUCCUUAUCAUAGGGACUCUAAUAUUAUUUCGCAAUCCGAUGAUCGUCCCAAACAACCGCCGUAUGGAAGACAAGAUUCUGCACAACCGUUCGUUAGGAAACCAUAUGAUGGCAACAGAAACGAUUCAUCUCAAGAGUCGCCCGAAAUAGUGCAACAAAAAGCAGAAUCGCCGACCACUUGGACUCAUCAGCAAAAUGUAUCGCAUGUGUCACCAACAAGACAACAGACAUCACCUCAACGUUAUCCACAACAGCCAAACAGAGGACGACAAAAUUGGUGGGACUCUCGCUACGACUCAGAUGCUUAUCCCAUGAGAGCUUACGUUCCGCCAUCAAAGACACAGACCAGACAUCAAACACCAUACGAUCAAUCGAAACCUUUCCAAUCGGCGCACUCCAGACCCAGAGAUUAUAGACCAGGUGUAGUAUAUUCAGAAGAACCUCAAUAUUAUAGACCACCGGAUCAAUCUAGUCGUCCUUAUUAUCGUCCUUUAAAUGACACCAAAUCGGUAACUGGUUAUAGACCGCAACAGCCAUUUGAUCCAAAACGUGGACAAUACCCGACAAGUGAUGUAUAUUUAAAGCCGGAACUUGUCGACCGAUCCUAUGUUCCGGCAUAUAAUCCUUACAGACAACCAGCACCGCCAAUGAUUGUCGGAGAAUAUCCAUUCCAGUCUUUUCCCAGCUUUGAUCAUCCGUACCAUCCAAUGGGUCAGUUUAGACCAAUGAUGAGAGAGCCCAUCACCCGAGGCCAUAGAGUGGAUCCUUAUGAUAGGCGAAGUGGUAUCAAAUCAAUCUAUGAUACAAUCAGACGAAGUGGUGAUUCUCGGCCCUCAAGUCCUUCAGAUGAUAAACAAAGCCCAAAGUCGGCGGACUUAAAAACUGUAAGCGAGAUAAUGGAUUCACCGGAUCUGAUGGUCGGCGGAAAAUUCAAGACAUUCGACAAAUUAAAAGAGUUUAUCAAAAACUCUGGUCUUUGGGAGACAUUGAACAGACCGACAACUUUUAUAACAAUGUUUAUGCCAACUGAUGACGCAUUUGAUGCUAUAACUGAUGGAUCAGUAGAUGAAAUGAAGAGAAAUCCAAAAUUGGUUAGAGAUUUCCUGACACAACACUUACUCGGAUACAGUCUUCAGCCGCAAAAUGUCAGAAAUAAUAUGAGAGUUAAGUCGUUGAACGGAGAAAUGCAUUUGAUUAAUGUCAUCGAUGGUGGAAAAAUCUUAAUCGAUGGUAACGAAGUGAUCGCCGCCACUACAGCCAAAAAUGGUAACAUCUAUGUCAUGGAUAAAGUGCUUGAAAAGGCCGGUCGUAGAUCCCGAUCCAUUGUAGAUGAGCUGAAAAAGAGACCAGAAUUGAGUGCUUUUUCUAAUUUAUUACAGAGAAGUGAUCGUUUCAAGCAAUUAACUCAAGAAAUGGGACCCUUUACUGUUAUGGCACCAACUAAUGAGGCACUAAAUAAUGCUAAUAUUAGAGAUAUUAUUAAAAACCAAAAUGAUUUAAAUGAAUUCAUGAAAAAACAUGUCAUGGAUGGAGCUGUCUAUAGUCAACAGUUGUCCGAUUCAAGUGAUCCACAAGAUUAUCGAGAUAUUAGAAGAAUUGGUUUGAGUUCAGAUUCUUCCAUUUCGAUCAACAAUGAAACCAAAGUAUUAUCUCCAGACAUAACCACUGAGAACGGUGUCAUUCAUGUAAUUGAUGGCAUAUUACCCGAAAAAUUAAAUAUAACAGAAAAGCGUCCACAAAAUACUGGCGGAGGAGAGGAAUCCCAGAGGAAUGCAAAGCAGACAUCAAUGUCAAGAUCGGCACAGAGUUUAGGAAUCAGAAGAUUUACUAAUUGGCUCAAUAAAAGUGGUGUUUUGGACGAAGUAAUCCGCGAUGGCCGACAAUACACAGUGAUUGUGCCCACAGACAGAGCUGUUGGCAAAUUACCGCUUAAAAUACAAUCAAUUUUGAAUAGCGAACCAACACGACUGACUAGUCUUCUGGAGUAUCAUAUAAUUCCCGGAUUUGUCGACACAAGAACUUUGAAGGACAACGAACUGUUGACCACAAUUAAUAACAAACAGAUUAGAUUCAAUAGAUUAGACAAUGGAAGAGUUCAAUUGUUUUCUGGAGCGCCGGUCAACAGACAGUCAACGGAUCAGAAUCUAUUGAUAAUAGCCGUCGACAAUGUCUUAUACCCACCGCAGGGAACUGUUAUCGAAUUAGUCGCAAAAUCUCCUUUACUUAAGACGUUAAACGAGAUCAUUAAGACAGCAAAUAUGACAGAAGAGCUAACAAACAGUACAGACAUUACUUUGUUUGCUCCCAAAGAUGAAGCACUCAAACGAUUGGAACCGGAAGUCUUGGAGCGAUUGAAAACUGAUCAAAACUAUAGCAGAGAAUUUCUUCGCAAACAUCUUAUUUCAAAAGUAUUGUUUACGACUGCUCUUCAAGUGAGCAAUGAGUCCAAUAUUACACAUAAAGAACAGGCGAUGUCUGGAGAGACGCUUAAGAUCUACAGAAAACCCAACUGUGUUUCAGUCAAUGGUAUUAUCCUAUCGUUUGCCGACAUCACUGCAACCAACGGUGUUCUUCAUAUUGUCGAUCAUGUCAUCUAAGUUUUCAUUAAGCUUUCAAUUAAAUAUAAUAUUAUAUA